Trypanosoma grayi is the source of this 768-nucleotide messenger RNA. Its product is annotated as putative proteasome beta 2 subunit. The transcript has a single exon. The coding region runs from base 1 to 768 and encodes 255 amino acids. The record is from RefSeq and is a predicted model, not a curated record. Gene Ontology annotation, molecular function: threonine-type endopeptidase activity. Gene Ontology annotation, cellular component: proteasome core complex. NCBI's taxonomy places the organism in Eukaryota, Euglenozoa, Kinetoplastea, Trypanosomatida, Trypanosomatidae.
AUGCCGGGAUUCUCCUUUGACAACGUUCAGCGAAACCUCAACCUUCAACAGCAAGGAUUGCAUCCCCCUAAGACCCUCAAGACAGGUACAACCAUUGUGGGAGUGGUCUUCAAGGAUGGCGUAGUUCUGGGUGCUGAUACCCGUGCAACUGAGGGCAGCAUCGUGGCGGACAAGCGGUGCAAAAAGAUUCACUACAUGGCACCUAAUAUCAUGUGCUGUGGUGCGGGAACUGCGGCUGACACCGAGGCUGUGACAAAUACAGUCGCCGCUAACCUGGCGCUUCACCGGCUCGAGACAGGAAAACAGUCGCGUGUGCACGAAGCACUUACUUUGCUGAAGCGCCACUUGUACAGGUACCAGGGCCACGUGAGUGCUGCGCUGGUCCUCGGCGGUGUAGAUGUAGGAGGGCCGUACCUGGCCACUGUGGCGCCGCACGGUAGCACCGACCGCCUCCCCUUUGUGACAAUGGGGAGCGGUUCCAUCGCUGCCAUGUCAGCGCUCGAGACUGGCUACAAGGACAAUUUGCCACUCGAAGAAGCGAAGGAGCUGGUGGCGUCGGCGAUCCGGAAAGGCAUCUUCAACGACCCGUACAGCGGGACACAGGUGGAUCUGUGCGUCAUCACGAAGGCGAAGACGGAGCUGCUGAUUGGGUAUGACAAACCGAAUGAACGCAAAUACCCGAGACAGGAUAUCAGGUUUCCACCUGGCACAACGCCGGUGCUGAGGGAGGAAAUACGAAGUUUGGUGACAAUCACGGAUGUUGAGUGA